Molecule: messenger RNA, 522 nt
Organism: Podospora bellae-mahoneyi
Lineage: Eukaryota; Fungi; Ascomycota; Sordariomycetes; Sordariales; Podosporaceae
Exons: 1
Coding region: 1-522 (173 amino acids)
Source: RefSeq, a predicted model, not a curated record
AUGCGCUUCUCCGCUCUUGCCAUCGCCGCCCUCGCCACCUCAGCGACGGCCUUUCCCACCUUGGGCUCAAUCUUCUCCCGCCAGGCUGAAAAGGCCUGCAUGACUGAGGCUGAAGCCAAGGAAAUCGUCGACAUCUAUGUCCGCCUCAUCUCCAACUACCAGCCUGAGGACUGCGAGAAGUACUGCGCUUCCGACUUUGUCGACCGCUCCGACAGCAUCAACACCUUCAUAUUCCGCCCUCUCGGCGAGCCCACCUUCGCGACCAAGGAGAUCUUCAUGGAGGCGCAACUCUCCAACCCUCCCUUCCCUGUUGUUGUCGACGUGGUCGACGCCGUCGCCUGCGAGGCCAUUGCGCUCCGCUGGCACGCUACCUUCGGCGCCGCCAACCUGCCCAGCAGAGGCAUCACCAUCAUCGGUACCACCAAGCGCGAGGGUCACUGGCAAAUCAGGAGCCUCGACCUCGAGUUCAACAGCCUGAUCUGGCUCCUCAACAUGGGCGGCUCCUACGUGUGGGAGGGCUAA